AUGUCUAACAAUCGAAGUGUGAACCUCUCCAACCGCAAUCUUAGCGAUUCGCGUGUGUUGUACGGACCGAAGUCCGUGUUCCAGUCUAACUUGUCAGCUUCAACAGGCAAGGCGCUGGAUAUUCCAAUUUUAUCUUUUAAUGACAACAAUUUCCCAGGUUCACCAUGUCCGAAUGGAACCUUGACCACACUCGGCCCGGAGUCCCCUCAUCUGUACGAUAUAGGAAUUGAAGAGCUGAAGAAAGCAUUUUUUGUUGUGAAUGGGGAAGAAGAAAAAGUACAGUUACCUGACCUGGAUCCUAUGCUUGAGAAUUCAGUAGACAUUGACAAACUUUUAAACAGUCAACUUAUUGGCGACACAAACUUGGAGGAAUAUAUUUCUCUCGACUUGGAAGGUGGUAACGCCUCUGGCGAUUUGGAUACCGGAAACGAAGUUGUGAACGAAAACAUUCAACAAGCUCUGAAAGAAUUCUCCUCAAGUGUUCAACCUGAAUCGAAAUAUAUGCAGCGAGGUCAGACUGUUGAGGAACUUUUAGGGUCUGAGGGGGCAGGGUGGCGACAAGUGGUCACUAUCAAGCCCGAGGACUUGGGACUGACCUCCUGUCAGUCCAACGUUGUACUGGAACCGGUCACUCAGCAGUUAACAGCAUCAGCAUCGUGUCAGAGUGCCCCACCCACCCCUCCGCGUACUCCAGCACCCUUAUCACCAACUCCGAGUACAGCAUCGUCUACUACGGAGCCAAUUUCACCUCGAGGCCCCCUCCCCAGGGGUAGACCGGGUCGCAAACCAUCCGGUGCCGGGCCAGUCAGGCAAAGUAGAAAACGUCAACUUGACAAGGACAGCGAGGAAUACAGGGAUAAACGCAUGCGAAACAACGUGGCCGUUAGAAAAAGCCGAGAUAAGGCAAAACUUAAACAAGUGGAAACUGAAAAUCGUGUAGACGACUUAGUGAGUGAAAACGAGUCGCUACAGAAAAAAGUUGAACUUUUGUCAAAGGAACUUAACGUUCUGAAAAGUCUUUUCGUCAAUGUUGGUGCGGCUUUACCAGAGAACUUUCUUAAACUCGUCGCCGAUAUCGGAAAAUCCUGACGAAAAAUUGACUCUUAAUUGUGUAAAUAGCUUCUCUAAUUUUUUAAGUAUUUGUUAUGGUAGUGAAUUGUGCAGUUACCGAAAUAGAAACAGUAAUGGCACGGAUGAAAAUGGCAGCAACUAUUCCCAUUCAAAGUGUAAAUUGACAGAUAUGGACACUUUACAAAUGAGAAAUGGAUAUCAUAAUCAACAACAUCAACAUUACGUCACACGGGACCAGCAAUGGACCAGAACAUUAAUUUUGAACUUUCGUGUGUUAUUGGACUUGUUUACACAUGGUGAGACCUGCUGGAAACAAUCGUACAAACAAUGCGAAAAGAGAUUUAAUAUUUUCAGCAACGGUAAUGUUUGUGCUGAAAACCAUUUACAGUGUUUCUUUGCUAGUUUUUCUACUUUUGGUAUACAAUAUAGUUCAAUAUGUUACAUAAAAUUUGUAAAAAUCAAA
Messenger RNA from Ylistrum balloti, 1534 nucleotides. RefSeq lists its product as uncharacterized. The transcript has a single exon. Gene Ontology annotation, biological process: regulation of transcription by RNA polymerase II; DNA-templated transcription. NCBI's taxonomy places the organism in Eukaryota, Metazoa, Mollusca, Bivalvia, Pectinida, Pectinidae. The record is from RefSeq and is a predicted model, not a curated record. Gene Ontology annotation, molecular function: DNA-binding transcription factor activity, RNA polymerase II-specific; RNA polymerase II cis-regulatory region sequence-specific DNA binding. The coding region runs from base 1 to 1089 and encodes 362 amino acids.